GCGAUCAGCGGAAAAGAGGAGGCGUGAACACACGCGCAGAUCCCCCUACUAGCUCCUCGUAAACCAGAAGGUGAUAAUGCCAGCUGCGAGACAGAACCUAUUCUCAUACUCGACUCUAUCUAGGCAGCUUUUUGGCGAUUGAUACGUAGGUAGGUAUUGGAGUAAUAUGAUGAAUUGGUGUUCUUCAACAGUUCGUAUAAAAUACUAGGUCGUUUAGCUUCGCAUACUUUAUUAGAGAAUAGGAAUGAACCUAUUCACGGCGAUCCUAAGCCGGAUUAAGGUUAGGUGCCGGGAUAGCUUGGCGCUGAUGUCGCGGCGCAGGUCCUUGAUCACGCAAUUUUAAGACUUUCCCUGGUCGUUCAAACGGUCCGUCACCGAAAUUUUUGUGCCGCUAGAGUUUGAAAAGAAGACAACCUCGUCGAGACUCGUAUAAAAAAUCGACGACGCGAUGUUGGUCGCUCUAAGAUAUUGGAUCUAAUUGGAAGUUGAUCCAUUCAUUACUAUCGUGUUCGGUACAUCUUUCGGGGGAGAACGCGCUGUUGAUUAACCAUCGAUUUACUUCCCGAAUGAGACUUCUUCGCCAUGUACAGUCCCAAGAGCUCUGACGCCGACCGGCCAAUCGCACAACCUGACGAAGAUGCCGAUCAGGGCGAUUUCCAUUCCAUUGACCCCGAAUCGGGUGUUAAACGCGGAUUGAAGACCCGUCAUCUAAGCAUGAUGGCUCUGGCCGGGAUCAUAGGGCCCGGGCUUUUAGUCGGAAGCGGAGGUGCUUUAUCCAGCGGUGGCCCGGCGUCGCUGUUGAUUGGUUUUGGCGUCAUCGGCAUCAUUGCUUUCAGUAUUAUGCAGAGCUUGGGGGAGCUAACAACUCUUUACCCUUCAGGGGGUGCCUUUACGCAGCUUGCAUCUCGCAUGGUAGAUCCCGCAUUUGGUGUCGCUGUGGGAUGGAAUUACUUCAUCAUCUGGUUCGCUGUACUCGCAAACGAAUACAACGCAACCACAAGCAUUCUCGUCUUUUGGAGCGAUAAAGUGCCUGUUUGGGGAUACUUCCUUCUCCUUUGGACAGCAUUCUUGCUCUUCCAAUUUUGCGGCGUUAGCACGUUUGGAGAAGCCGAGUUUUGGCUAGCACUCCUCAAACUCGUAGGAUUGGUCGCGUUUUACAUAUUCUCCAUAGUUUAUGUAUCGGGCGGGAUUAAGGGAGUCGACGCCAUAGGAUUCCGAUAUUGGCAUGAUCCAGGUCCCUUCGUCGAUGGGUUCCGAGGCGUCGCUAAGGUCUUCGUCUUCUGUUCAACUUUCUACGCCGGUUGCGAAUCUGUCGCCGUAGCUGCGACAGAAACGAAGAACCCCCGAGUUGCUGUUCCAUUAGCCAUUCGUCAGGUGUUCUGGCGUAUCAUAUUCGUCUACAUGGGCGCCGCAUUCUUCUUCGGCCUCACUUGCCCGGCGAAUGAUGACCAGCUUGUCAAUGGCAGCAGUCGUGCCUUGCUGAGUCCCAUGACAAUCGCAAUUCAGAAUGCGGGAUGGGAAGGUGGCGUGCAUCUCAUUAACGCCUUCAUCCUGAUCACUUGUAUCUCCGCCAUUAACAGCUCGAUUUAUAUCUCAUCCAGGACCAUAUUGUAUAUGGCUCAGCAAAGAAUGGCUCCGUCCUUCCUUGGGUGGACGGAUAAGCGAGGAGUACCGAUCCCUGCUAUCACCUUGGCAAAUGCUUUUGGCGCCAUAUCCAUGAUGAACGUCUCGACCGGCGCUUCCAAAGCUUAUAGCUAUAUUGUUAACUUGAGCGGUGUCUCGACUUUCCUAGUCUGGGGUUCCAUUUCUCUUACUCAUAUUCGCUUCCGCCAGGCUUGGGAAGCCCAGGGGUACCAGGUAGAGGAUCUUCCAUAUAUCUCUUUCGGAUACCCCUGGAAUGCGUAUUUCGGUCUAGCAGCGAACGUAUUUCUCGCACUGGUCCAAGGCUGGGCCAACUUUUCUCCCUGGGAUGCUGGCGGCUUCGUUGAUGCUUAUAUCCUGCUGCCCCUAUUUUUUAUCAUAUAUUUUGGAUACAAAAUAGCUUUUAAGACCCUUAUAUGGGACACACAUGAGAUUGAUUUACAAUCGGGGAGGCGGCGUGACUUGGAGGAGGCGAAGGAGAGAGCACAGGGUGAAAUAGGGGCACCUCAACCCUGGUGGCAUCGGCUUUUGAGGAAUUUCUAGCGAAUACAUUAAAUAUAUCUACUUAGGUCAGUAAUAGCUGUUCCUUGGUAUGUGAUAAAGCUAUAAGAAAGUCAGGUACCUACCGCAUCUUACUCUUACCACUAUAGUCAUAACGAGAAGAGAACUCAAUCAUGACUUGACGCGUCCUACCAUGAUGAACACCUGUGUUCAUCACAUAAAUCCCCAAUUUUUGAUACCCUCAGAGUCGAUGAGUGCUAUUCUAUUCGUGACUCUGUGUUUUAUGGCCUCUGAAAUCAGCCUGCACCUGGAUAGUCACCUAUGACGAUGCGUGCGAAUGUCAAGAUCCAACCGCGUUCCC
Annulohypoxylon truncatum is the source of this 2503-nucleotide messenger RNA. Its product is annotated as putative amino acid transporter. Gene Ontology annotation, molecular function: amino acid transmembrane transporter activity. Lineage: Eukaryota; Fungi; Ascomycota; Sordariomycetes; Xylariales; Hypoxylaceae. Bases 583 to 2184 code for a protein of 533 amino acids. Gene Ontology annotation, biological process: amino acid transmembrane transport. Gene Ontology annotation, cellular component: membrane. The record is from RefSeq and is a predicted model, not a curated record. The transcript has 4 exons.